Messenger RNA from Conger conger (European conger), 4422 nucleotides. Its product is annotated as cadherin-8-like. The record is from RefSeq and is a predicted model, not a curated record. NCBI's taxonomy places the organism in Eukaryota, Metazoa, Chordata, Actinopteri, Anguilliformes, Congridae. The coding region runs from base 1 to 2400 and encodes 799 amino acids. Gene Ontology annotation, cellular component: axon terminus; adherens junction; plasma membrane. Gene Ontology annotation, biological process: homophilic cell-cell adhesion; multicellular organism development; cell-cell junction assembly. The transcript has 11 exons. Gene Ontology annotation, molecular function: calcium ion binding; cadherin binding.
AUGGCAAAACAGUCGGAGGUGCUGACAAAGAUAUGGACUUCCUUGUUGCUGGUGUGGAUUAUGUGUGUUUCUCAUAUGUCCACCACACCCUUGGUCAACCACUCAAAAAGUUUACAAACUGGAUCCGUCAUGGGCCUCCGUGGGCCUGGCGAAGGACAAAGACUCCUGAGUCGUGCCAAGAGGGGAUGGGUUUGGAAUCAAAUGUUUGUGCUGGAAGAGUUUUCUGGACCUGACCCAAUUCUAGUUGGCAGGCUUCACACUGAUUUAGACAUCGGUGGCAAAAACAUCAAGUAUGUUCUGGCUGGCGAGGGAGCAGGGACCAUCUUUGCCAUCAAUGAGAAGACAGGCGACAUCCACGCCAUGAAGAGAUUGGACAGGGAAGAGAAGGCUGAAUAUACUCUCACAGCGCAAGUCAUCAACAGGGACACCAACGAGCCCAUGGAACCACCCUCAGAAUUCACUAUCAAAGUACAGGACAUCAAUGACAAUGCGCCUGAGUUCAUUGGUGGCCCUUUCCACGCAACGGUUCCAGAGAUGUCCCAAGUGGGAACAUUUGUUACAAAGGUGACAGCGACCGAUGCAGAUGACCCAGUGUAUGGAAACAGUGCCAGGCUGGUGUACAGCAUUUUGGAAGGGCAACCUUACUUCUCCAUCGACGCCAACACUGCUGAUAUUAAAGUCGCGUUGCACGCAAUGGAUCGUGAGAUGAGGGAGGAGUACCUGGUAGUCAUUCAAGCGAAGGACAUGGGUGGUCAUAUGGGAGGGUUGUCAGGGACAACAACCAUCACAAUCACACUUACAGAUGUCAACGAUAAUCCACCAAAGUUUUCAAAAAACCUGUAUGAAUUUGUCAUACCAGAGGAACUCGGCAUCGGAAAAGCAGGAGGGAAGGUGAAGGCAAAUGACAGAGAUAUAGGAGAGAAUGCCAGAUCAACGUACAGUAUCAUUGAUGGAGAUGAGAAGGAUGUUUUUGAGAUUAUCACUGAUCCGCAGACGCAGGAGGGAGUCAUCCAGCUCAGGAAGCCCCUGGACUUUGAGAUGAAGAAAUCCUAUUCUCUGAAGGUGGAAGCUACCAACGUCCACUUUGAUCCUCAGUUCAGCAGCAGUGGCCCCUUCAGGGACACCGCCACUGUGAAGAUAGCGGUGGAGGAUUCGGACGAGCCUCCGGUGUUCUCCAAAUCGAGUUACCUGCUGCAGGUGCACGAAAACGAGUCCAUCGACACCGUUAUUGGGCAGGUGGCUGCCCGUGACCCGGAUUCUGCCACAAGCCUCAUCAGGUACUUCAUCGAUCGCCACACAGACCUAGAGAGACAGUUCAAUGUUGAUGUUGAUGACGGGAGAAUAACUCUGGCCAAACCACUUGAUAGGGAGACAGAUAUGUGGCACAACAUCACUGUGACAGCCACAGAAGUCAGGAAUCACAGCCAAAUCUCUCGAGCCAUCGUUGCCAUUCGAGUUUUGGACAUUAAUGACAAUGCCCCAGAAUUUGCCACAGAAUUUGAAGCUUAUCUCUGUGAAAACGGCAAACCUGGGCAGGUCAUACAGACUGUCAGUGCUGUUGAUAAAGAUGAUCCAAAGAAUGGACAUUCCUUCUUCUACAGCCUAGUGCCAGAAAUGUUAAACAAUCCUAAUUUCACAAUAAAAAACAAUGGAGACAACUCCAUCAGUGUGUUAGCCAAGCACGACAUGUUCCGGCGGCAAAGGCAGGAGAUGUACUACCUGCCCAUUGUCGUCAAGGACAAUGGAAACCCACCUAUGAGCAGCACCAACACCCUGACCAUUCGGGUGUGUGGCUGCAGCAAAGAGGGCAUCGUCCAAUCCUGCAACGUGGAAGCUUACGUUCUGCCAAUUGGACUCAGCAUGGGAGCCUUAAUAGCUAUCCUCGCAUGCAUCAUCUUACUAUUAGUCAUUGUCGUCCUGUUCGUGACGCUUCGGAGACACAAAAACGAGCCUCUGAUAAUCAAAGAUGAUGAGGAUGUCCGAGAGAACAUCAUCCGCUACGAUGAUGAGGGCGGCGGCGAGGAGGACACGGAGGCCUUUGACAUCGCCACGCUCCAGAACCCCGACGGCAUCAACGGCUACCUUCCACGGAAAGACAUCAAGCCAGACCUGCAGUUCAUGCCCAGGCAAGGCCAGCACUCUGGCCCCAACGGUGUGGAUGUGGACGAGUUCAUCAACGUGAGGCUUCAUGAGGCGGACAAUGACCCCACAGCACCCCCGUAUGACUCCAUCCAGAUAUAUGGCUACGAAGGGCGGGGCUCUGUGGCUGGCUCAUUAAGCUCCCUAGAAACAUCAUCCUCAGAUUCGGACCAGAACUAUGACUACCUCAGAGAGUGGGGUCCACGUUUCAGAAGACUGGGGGAGCUCUAUGCGGUGGGCGAGAGUGACAAAGAGACUUGACCAUAGACCCACAGUUACCCUUUGUCAUUUCCCUCAUCCUUACAUGUAAUGCUAGGGUUGCCAGAUAUUAGAAACAGCUGUUAAGAAAGGAACAUCUUUUUUUUCAUUAGUACAGGAAAGUAUAACAUUCAUCUACCAUAUCAAAAGCAUUGUAACGUUGAGCCAAACUAAACAAUGUUUAUAUUAUGAGGUCUAUGAUUCUUGUGGAAUGUGAAUUAGAUUUUGUUGAGUGUCUAGCAGUAUUUGGGGUAUUUUGUUGUUCACUGUGACCUCAAGAACAUUAAGAUCUGGAUUCUUGAUAAUUGCUGGAAUAACCAAGUUGGAGGACACAAUGGACAAGGCACGAACCACUGAGACUAUGUAGUUGUUGGUCUGUGGAGGGCAUAGAAACUCUCUGGAGUAGAUUGAAAUCAUGAACCAUUAUGUAGGCGGGGGGGUAGUAUUGGCUAAUUGAACAAAAAUAGCAAUAUACAGUCUUCAAUACAAUUGUGAAUGUAAGUAUUUUAAAAAUGACAAUAAUGGCUUUAAUAGGCAUUUGUUGAGAUACCAUUUGAUACCAGGUGACCACCUUUAUUAUAUAAACUGGAUGAGCCGACUGGCUUUCUUUAUACAACUUUAUAUUGAUGAGUUCCAAGCACUGCUUGGAUAGUUUGCCUAUAAUGGAAAGCUGAUAAACUGAGAUAAAGUGAGGCCUUCUUUUUGCCUAAGCAAGUAUUAAAUACAGUUGUAUUCAAGAUGUGUUUUUUAACGAUAUGCAGUUCUGUCGCUAUAAUAUUUAGACCUAUGUUUUAUACCGUAACUUAUUUGUGCUACAGGUAUUAAAUGGGUGUAAUUUGCUUUCAUUUUUCUAGCAUUCACUAGGCUAGUUAUUUCAUUUAAAUGGAAUACGAUGUUCAGAUAAGGCAGUUAAUAUAUUCAUUUCCAAACAACAUUAUCAAUUUUAAAUUGGUAAUAACUGCUAAACUAUACAUGAGACCUAUGUUAACACACAUUACACUGUAUAUACAUGGAUACCAGUGAUCAUUGAAGCACAAUAACAUGGACAAUGAAGUUACGUGGCUUUCACAUGAUCAGCAUCAAAACUCUCGACAUGGCAUCAAGCCAUUAAAUUCCUAUGAAGGUGUGUUGAUGCCCGACUUGGCAACAACGCAAAGCCUGGCAUAGCAUACAGCUCAAAAUAAAGCUAAGUUCAAAGCCAUUAGGGUUCAAAUCGGUUAAACGUUUACCUUGUUUGAAGCUGACCUUUCCUAGCGUGUCCAAUCACAUCACAGCUUUGUAUAAAGCAGAAAGACGUAGCCUACGCUACAGAGCCCCGGCAGAGCAGUUUCAUGUCGGCUAGUUGCCUAACUGAGUUAACCGGUUAGUUCUUGACAUUUUCAGAUAAACUCAAAUUAUUAAUUUUAUAACCACAAAAAAAACUACUACUAUCACAUGAUGUUGCGGCUUGUUACAGUUUAAUGAAGAAAUGGCUUUCUGGAUGGAUGAAGUUUCAACCUUGGUUUCAACAACUGCCAGCGCUCGAUUCUUCCCAUGUGUAGUCACUGCCUCACUUGGCGUUGAAUGCAGCGUUUGAGUUUUGUCAUGUGAAAACUGCUUUAAUGUGAAUAUUUGAGCCCUGAACCUUCAAGCAGUUACAUUUAAAAGGCUGCUAAACUAAACCAGUGCAAAAACAGAAACAUGUUUAUUGUGCAACACUGUAUAAUAUUACAUGUACAUAGAAUUAUUCAUAAAGUUAUUAGCUUUUCUCAAAAGCAAUCUGAGGUUCUAUCAAUGCCCAUUAGCACACAGGAACGUGAAACAGCUUAUAAGCUGUAUGCAUACUCAGUUUGUACCAAUACAGUAUAUGGCAGUUGUCAGUAGACUUGACAGUAUACAGUAUAUUAAUUAGUCUUACAUGCAUAUCAUAUUUUCUACUGUGCUUUAAGGCUUACAAACUUGUAUGUUUAAUUAUUUACUCUAUGUAUUGUUAUCAAAGAUAUCCCUGUAUUGUUUCCUACUUUGUGAAAUAUAUUUUUAUAAAUA